AUGACGAUAUGUCUUGUGGUUCGUGAAUCACUGAAAUCCAAGUAUGGAACACGCCAUGUCCUCGUACUUUCUGGCUUUUCUCCAAGCUUGAGGACCACUGAUUUGGAGAAGCUUUUUGUGGACUCCAAAGAUAGUGGAUUUCUCAUUCGUUGGGUGGAUGAUACAACAGCACUCGCAGUCUUCAAAACCCCUUCUACUAUAUUUGGAACCGCCGUCUCAAAGACCAAAGACAUCAGUGAGAACAGCUCAACGGUCGAUUGCUCACAACAUGGGAUUGAAGCUACCGGCUUCUGGUUCGGGUCUAAAGAGCUAAGAGGCCAAGAAGCUGCUAGGAAAAACUGUAUUGUCUUCAGACAGAAACAAAGGGACGAUGCUUGA
Molecule: messenger RNA, 378 nt
Organism: Eruca vesicaria subsp. sativa (arugula)
Lineage: Eukaryota; Viridiplantae; Streptophyta; Magnoliopsida; Brassicales; Brassicaceae
Source: the annotation of a GenBank genome assembly